This is a messenger RNA of Alternaria arborescens, 1074 nucleotides long. RefSeq lists its product as hypothetical. The transcript has a single exon. The coding region runs from base 1 to 1074 and encodes 357 amino acids. NCBI's taxonomy places the organism in Eukaryota, Fungi, Ascomycota, Dothideomycetes, Pleosporales, Pleosporaceae. The record is from RefSeq and is a predicted model, not a curated record.
AUGCUGUUCGAAGACCUCGCAACCGAACUAGUCGUGCAGGUGUUCUUAUCAUGCCGCUCUGUCACCGACGUGACAGCUCUAUCUUCCACUUGUCGUCGUUUCCGCAACAUCUUUACCUCGUCUCAAAAGCUUCUUAUCCUCGAAAAUGCCGCCGAAACGCAAUUUGGACCUCUGGAAGACCUCACCCAGCUUCUCACUCAUAAUGCCAGCCAGCCUGCGCACAUUGUUCGGACUGUUCCGUUCUCUCUGGCGCUGCUUAAGCAGAUUGUGCAUCAUGGGCGUGUAGCUGAGAAGUGGUGCGACAUAUACCCGUUCAAGAAGUGGAAGCACAACUACGAACUACGCCGACUCUUGACCACGGAGGAGCGCUAUGUUGUAAGGAGGGCCAUAUACAGAAUUUGGCUUUAUUCACGCGCCUUUCACAAUCGCGAACAUCCACGCGAAUUUCGUGCAACAAGACUCGUUCUACUCAAGCGUGCGGCACUCCUACAUAACUGGAGUACAUGGGAACUAGCCGAGAUCGCCGACGUCCAUCGCGUCAUACGGGAAGUCGUACAGAGCAACGUCUGCCCAUCUAACGGCACCAUUGCGCGGAAGUUCAAGAAAAGGCAUCCUGGCAACGAGCACUCUCUGCUAUUCAACAACAUCCACCUCAACUACCCACCCACAGCCCCCCAAGUUUUCAAUCCCUUCACGCCUAACCCCCUCUCCACGCACUUUAACAAUACACCAACCUACCCCUCGCGCUACGCGGCAUCGAAGUUCUCUCUCCACCCAUCCCACGAAGUCGGCGCUGAAGGCUGGGGUGACGAUAUCCCCCAUUACUACGUUAUCGAGGAUUACAUGAAGCUCGAUCCCGCUCAAAUAUUGUACUUGAAGGAACAUGCACCACUAAAGGGCAUGGUGGAGGGUUAUGUGAGGAGCUUGUGUCCGGAGUAUGAUUGGUUCACCAAUAAUGGGGAGACGUGGGUGCAGACGUUGGAGUUUGUGCUCGAUGAGCGUGGAGAGGAUGUUGGAGAUUUCAUGGGGGCUAUUGCAGAGGGUGAGGCUGGUGUUGCCGUCAUCGAAAUGUAA